Messenger RNA from Oncorhynchus mykiss (rainbow trout), 2424 nucleotides. Lineage: Eukaryota; Metazoa; Chordata; Actinopteri; Salmoniformes; Salmonidae. The record is from RefSeq and is a predicted model, not a curated record.
AAGCAAAAUAUUUCACUAUUUCCUGGCGUACAUAGAGGAGCAUCACAGUUCCCACAGCACAAUCUGGGAGCAACCAGUGAAACCAGGUAAAAAUCUAUAUGGUCUCAUUACAGUAACCAUUUAAUUUGCAGCAGCUAAGAUGGCGAAGAGAAAAUGUGAAAUAUAUUUUGUAUCUUUGAAAUCUUGUUUUUUAGUAAUGUUGGGUCACAUCAAUCUAUCUGACUUGUACAAACAGAACGUGAUCUCCUUACAUUAGUUUGUCUUGGUAUGAAGUAUUUGUAGAUGUGCAAGGUUGAUGCUUACAUUGAUACAUAAAGUUAGGGCUGUGUCUUUUGGCUUAUCAUCCAAGUUGUAUGACAGGAAUAGAUCGAAUUGAUCUGAAUGUGUCUAACUUCAUGACCCAAUCAUCUGAAGAAAUUGAAUUGUUGGCCUAACACUAUAUAGUUCUGGGCGACUGGCAUGCAUUUCAGACCGGACUACUUGAUUGGUGGCAUUGACUGGUGGUGGGUUGAAAUGUUCCACCUUUGUGAUGUCUGAUGCUGGUGGUUCUUUUCAGCUCCCAGGAUGUCUGGCUCUUCUGAGCACAGGGAGCUGGAUAGGAUCUCCAUGGAGAUGAACCAACUGUCAUUCAGGAGGCAGCAACUGAUCGACCGCAGGAACAUGCUGACCAUCCUGCAGGAGUUCAGGAACCGCACCAACCGCAGUAAUACAGCAGAUGGCUCCAAGGAGCAGACUGAGAUUCAAUGCCUUGAUAAGGAACUGCAGGAGCUGUCUGAGAAGAAGAGAGAGCUGCAGGAAAGGCAAGAUAACAUUCUCCAUUCCAAGGACCAAAUAAAAGAGUGCAUCAUCAGUCAGGGGGGCGUAUCUGUUCUCCCUGACCCCUCUGUUGUCUUUGUUGAAGCUCCACCCUCUAUACCAGCUCCGGAGGUCAUCCUGGACAUCCAGAAACUUCCUCCCUGCUCAUCUCAGACCCAGUGCCCACAAUGUCGACAGUUCAUCACCACAGAGAUUGUCACUUCAGUAGGCAAUGUGGCCUGUCUGGUCUGUGUCACAAUGUCUAUACUUGGCUGUGUGGCUGGCUGCUGCCUUAUCCCUUUCUGCAUUGAUAACUUCAAAGAUGUCACGCAUAGAUGUCCUAAGUGUCGAAGUUCAAUAAUCACCAUCAAAAAGCUCUGAGGUAAGGGCCCACAUGUACAUAGAGACUAAUAAACAGGUCUCAGACUGGGCUUGGACAUCUCCUCUUGUGAUGAUGAGGCAUCUACCAUGAAUCUGAGGUGACCCAUUUGGGGUUCAGUAGACACCCUGUCCCAUCCUGCAGGUAUAGGACAGCAGUGGAUGAGGAGGAAAUGGACAAUGAAUGUUAAAUGGAGCCAAGCCAUAGUGAAACAUGUUCUGCUGAGUGACAAGUGAUCCUAAAUUCCCAACAACUGUACUGUGGUCAGUGUCACUCCCACCACUCCUGUGAUGUCGUCAUCCUGUACAUUUUAAGUUAGUAUGUAUCGCACUGUUCUUGGAAUAAAAUGUCUUCAUCGAUGCAGUUUAUUAGAGAAACUGCAUUAAAUUGUUUAUUUUAAUUUUAUUGACCUGCAAAAAGCCUGUGUGAAUUAUAAAACAGAGGAAAAUAGUGUUUCAAGGUCUGUAAACUCUAAAGCUGCAUGUGACUUAUCCAAGCCUAGUGGUGGCUGUGUUAGGAACUUCUUGGUAAACAAAAAGUCACAUGAUAGGGUUGUUUUAUUUACUAAACACAACUGAAUGAUUUUCACACACAAUGUACAUUACCAUUUUUAUUGACACAAAAAGGCUAUAUAUAUAUAUAUAUAUACACACACACACAUACACAUUAUGGGUAUACAGUAGAACACAUACUGUAUACACCAAACAGUCUUAAUACAAAAGAGCUUAGAUGUGCUACGUUUGUAUAAAAUGUACGAAAAGAGCUCAUGUGCUACGUUUGUAAAAAAUUAAAUAAAAUGCAUGACAAAAUAUAUACACAAUGUGCAAAAUGUAUGGCAUACUAUGUAUCAAUACACUAUUGCAAGGGAAGGGGCUAUACUAGUAUAGUACAAAUAAAAUGACUUCUGAUUCCAGCUCAUUCUCCCUUUCUGUAGUUUGGACACAUGAUCAAUGGGGCACUGAUGCUCAGAUAAAAACAAAGUUGUACACAAAGACCAAUCAGGAGCAGGCAAUGUUUUUUUGAUUAGCUACCCAUUUUUAUCCACUCACAGUGUAAACUGCUUUGUUUUUCUAACAGAAAUGUGUGACAUUGAGGCUCUUAAAGGCCCUGUGCAUUCAAAAACAUUUAGAGUUCCCUGUGUUAUAUACACUUGAGUGUACAAAACAUUAGGAACAGCUUCCUAACAUUGAGUUGCACCCUCCUUUUCCCCCAAAACAGCCUCAAUUCGUCGGCGCAUGGACUACAAGGUG